Trichoderma virens Gv29-8 is the source of this 1195-nucleotide messenger RNA. RefSeq lists its product as uncharacterized. Bases 132 to 1124 code for a protein of 330 amino acids. Gene Ontology annotation, molecular function: nitronate monooxygenase activity. The record is from RefSeq and is a predicted model, not a curated record. The transcript has 4 exons. Lineage: Eukaryota; Fungi; Ascomycota; Sordariomycetes; Hypocreales; Hypocreaceae.
AUUGACAAGCGAUACAGAUAAAGGAAGACGGCGAUUUGAUUAGAUAUUAUAGACAUAGAAGCAGGCGCAAGAACAAGAGCAAGAACAAGAACAAGAUCGCGGCUUGUCACAAGACACUCGACCCUCCCACGAUGCCUUUCAACACAGAGCUCACUCGCCGUCUGGGCAUUCGCGUCCCCGUCAUCCAGGGCGGCCUGAUGCACGUCGGCACCGCUGACCUCGCGUCGGCCGUGUCCAACGCCGGCGGCCUGGGCAUCAUCACGGCCCUCAUCUCCCCCUCGCCCGAGGCCCUGCGCGCCGAGAUCCAGCGCUGCCGCACGCUGACCGACAAGCCCUUUGGCGUCAACCUGACGCUGCUGCCGUCCCUUCUUCCCCCCGACUACCCGGCCUACGCCCAGGCCAUCAUCGACGAGGGCGUCAAGAUUGUCGAGACGGCCGGAAACUCGCCCGGCCCCGUCAUCCGCCAGCUCAAGGCCGCGGGCAUCACGGUGCUGCACAAGUGCACGACGAUUCGACACGCUCAGAGCGCGAUCAAGCUGGGCGUCGAUUUCCUUAGCAUCGACGGCUUCGAGUGCGCGGGCCACGUUGGCGAGAGCGACAUUACAAACUUCAUUCUGCUGAGCCGUGCGCGCCAGACGCUGACCAUUCCUUUUAUUGCUUCGGGAGGAUUCGCGGACGGUCAGGGACUUGCGGCGGCGCUGGUUCUGGGUGCUUGUGGUAUCAACAUGGGUACACGGUUCCUCGCCACUGAAGAAGCGCCGGUACACCGAAAUAUCAAAGAGGCCAUUGUCAAGUCUCAGGAGACGGACACAACGCUGUUGCUGCGACGCUGGACGAACACCACCCGACUAUUCAAGAACAAGGUCGCUAUGGAUGCGCUAAAGAUUGAGAAGGAGAGCAGCACAGGCGAGUUCUCAGAGGUAGCGCCCUUCGUCAGCGGAAAGAGAGGCAAGGAGGUGUUCACAACCGGUGAUCCGGAACAUGGUGUCUGGACGACGGGUCAGGUCAUGGGUCUUAUUCACGAUAUUCCUACGUGCGGUGUGUUGGUUGCUCGUAUUGAGAAGGAGGCUGAGAGUGCGCUGCGGGAGAAGCUGGCUUUGAUUGUGUCGGACUCGAAGCUGUGAGGGGUGGAAAUAAGGGUAUGGGCCAAGUUGAUAUAAUAAUGAAUGAAAUAUGCCUUCUUUUUUGGAAUCUU